AUGACAGGAAAUGAAGAUUAUUUAAUAGAUGAAGCCGUUGGAUUACUAAUAAGAUAUUCUUUGCUAGAUCGUUUAGAUGAUGAAAAAUAUUCAAUGCACGAACUGACACAGUUGUCGUGUAUCAACCAUCCAGAUACAAUGUCAACAAAAGUUAAUAUCGCAAGCUGUUUGAACGCUAUGGGAAAAUAUAACGAAGCUUUAGAAAUUUAUUAUUCUGUUGUUAGAAUCUUAACUGAAAUUAUAGGUAUCAACCAUCCAAAUACAAUAGGAACAAAACAUAAUAUCGCAAACUGUUUGUCCGCUAUGGGAAAAUAUAACGAAGCUUCAGAAAUUUAUUAUUCUGUUGAUAAAAUACGAACUGAAAUUUUUGGUAUCAACCAUCCAAAUACAACGAGAACAAAAAAUAAUAUCGCAAGCUGUUUGUACGCUAUGGGAAAAUAUAACGAAGCUUUAGAAAUUUAUUAUUCUGUUGAUAAAAUACAAACUGAAAUUUUAGGUAUUAACUAUCCAGAUACAAUGUCAACAAAAAAUAAUAUUGCAAACUGUUUGUCCGCUAUGGGAAAAUAUAUCGAAGCUUUAGAAAUUUAUUAUUCUGUUGAUAAAAUACAAACUGAAAUUUUAGGUAUCAACUAUCCAGAUACAAUGUCAACAAAAAAUAAUAUUGCAAACUGUUUGUCCGCUAUGGGAAAAUAUAUCGAAGCUUUAGAAAUUUAUUAUUCUGUUGAUAAAAUACAAACUGAAAUUUUAGGUAUCAACCAUCCAAAUACAAUGAGAACAAAAAAUAAUAUCGCAAGCUGUUUGUACGCUAUGGGAAAAUAUAACGAAGCUUUAGAAAUUUAUUAUUCUGUUGAUAAAAUACAAACUGAAAUUUUAGGUAUCAACUAUCCAGAUACAAUGGAAACAAAAAAUAAUAUUGCAAACUGUUUGUCCGCUAUGGGAAAAUAUAUCGAAGCUUUAGAAAUUUAUUAUUCUGUUGAUAAAAUACAAACUGAAACUUUAGGUAUCAACCAUCCAAGUACAAUAGGAACAAAAAAUAAUAUAGCAAGCUGUUUGUACGCUAUGGGAAAAAAUAACGAAGCUUUAGAAAUUUAUUAUUCUGUUGAUAAAAUACAAACUGAAAUUUUAGGUAUCAACCAUCCAAAUACAAUAGGAACAAAACAUAAUAUCGCAAACUGUUUGUCCGCUAUGGGAAAAUAUAACGAAGCUUCAGAAAUUUAUUAUUCUGUUGAUAAAAUACAAACUGAAAUUUUUGGUAUCAACCAUCCAAAUACAACGAGAACAAAAAAUAAUAUCGCAAGCUGUUUGUACGCUAUUGGAAAAUAUAACGAAGCUUUAGAAAUUUAUUAUUCUGUUGAUAAAAUACAAACUGAAAUUUUAGGUAUCAAAUCUCCAGAUACAAUGUCAACAAAAAAUAAUAUUGCAAACUGUUUGUCCGCUAUGGGAAAAUAUAUCGAAGCUUUAGAAAUUUAUUAUUCUGUUGAUAAAAUACAAACUGAAACUUUAGGUAUCAACCAUCCAAGUACAAUAGGAACAAAAAAUAAUAUAGCAAGCUGUUUGUACGCUAUGGGAAAAUAUAACGAAGUAUCAACCAUCAAAAUACAAUAG
This is a messenger RNA of Hydra vulgaris (swiftwater hydra), 1605 nucleotides long. The record is from RefSeq and is a predicted model, not a curated record. Lineage: Eukaryota; Metazoa; Cnidaria; Hydrozoa; Anthoathecata; Hydridae.